Dothidotthia symphoricarpi CBS 119687 is the source of this 868-nucleotide messenger RNA. RefSeq lists its product as uncharacterized. The transcript is spliced from 2 exons. The coding region runs from base 323 to 781 and encodes 152 amino acids. Lineage: Eukaryota; Fungi; Ascomycota; Dothideomycetes; Pleosporales; Dothidotthiaceae. The record is from RefSeq and is a predicted model, not a curated record.
GCUACUGUGGGAAUCUAGCAAAGCAGAAUGGGUAAUGGCUGCUGAUACUUAUUCGAAUUGUGUACAACUGACCCAUAUGGGCUUACGUAUAGCUCUUCAGUAUUGUUGUUCCAGGUUUGCGCCAUCAAUUUUCAGGUUUUGCGGGUCGAUCCUGAAUGAUUCGGCGACAACCUCACUGGCACGCGACGUGUAACGUGUUACAUGUCAUGCUAGCGUCCUUGCAAGACACGCAGGAGCAUACAACGGUCUUGGGACUAAGAUGCAAACACACAGCAAGUAACUAACAAUAAAUCGAUAUACGAGUUUUACACACACGCGCGCCAUGGCUACCGAAGAAACCGUUCAACUCAACGAACCGCAUGCCCCUCAUCAACCCUCCAUCGACGCUAUCGACUCGAUUCUGGAGUCAAUCAAAGCGGAGUUAAUCAAGCUUCGACGUGACCAUGACAAACACGAGCCCGAGUACUUUCGCGCCGUCAAGGACCUCUCUGACGCCGACCUGACCUCUUUCUCGUCCAACGAUCUCGAAUCCGUCCGCGUUGCUAUCUCAGCAUACGGCAUUCAUAUGUUUGGGAAGAUCAGGUUACCUGCGGCUGAGGGCGCAUACAUCCACGUCCGUGUGUUUGGUGCAGCGAAGGACGGCACGGACGGCAGCAGUCUUGACGAGAGGGAGUAUAAUCUGCAUAGUAUCCAUACAGAGGAGGUGAUUAAGGAUGAUGGGGAUAGAGUUUAUAGGGCGAUAUUUGGGAAGGAUGAUGCCCUGGAAUGGUUUGACACAUAGAUGAUCUCGAGCUUGUAGGUUGAACUCUAUCGUGUAAGGUAGUUAUCAAGAGCCUCAAAUCUGCAUCGCUUCACAAUAUGAUUUUCU